AUGGGGGACAAGCUCCUGCCGCCCGACGCGCGGGGCGGGAAGGGGGCGGUGCACAGGGGGCUGCUGGCGCUGCUGGCGCUGGUCGGGCUGGGCUCCGUACUGCGGCCGCAGCGCGGGGCCAGGGCGGCCGAGCCAGGAAAUCGGCGCACCCCGCGCUCUGGCCGGCGCGACCCGGUCCUGCCGCGGCCGCCGGUGCUGGAGAACUCCCUGGGCGCGCACGGCGAGGCGGUGCGGCUGCAGCUGGAAGGCGAGGAGCUGCGGCGGCAGGAGGAGAGCGUGCAGCGGCACCAGAUCAACAUCUACCUUAGCGACCGCAUCUCUCUGCACCGCCGCCUACCGGAGCGCUGGAACCCACUGUGCAAAGAGACGAAAUAUGAUUAUGAUCAUUUGCCCACGACAUCUGUUGUCAUAGCAUUUUAUAAUGAAGCCUGGUCAACUCUCCUUCGGACAAUUUACAGUGUCCUUGAGACGUCCCCAGACACCCUGCUAGAAGAAGUUAUCCUCGUAGAUGACUACAGCGACAGAGAGCACCUGAAGGAACGCCUGGCCAAUGAGCUGUCGGGGCUGCCCAAGGUGCGCCUGAUCCGAGCCCACAAGAGAGAGGGCCUGGUGCGAGCCCGGCUGCUGGGGGCUUCCGCAGCUAAGGGGGACGUGCUGACCUUCCUGGACUGCCACUGUGAGUGCCACGAGGGGUGGCUGGAGCCGCUGCUGCAGAGGAUCCACGAAGAGGAGUCAGCAGUGGUGUGCCCUGUGAUUGAUGUGAUCGACUGGAACACCUUUGAGUACCUGGGGAACUCUGGGGAGCCUCACAUUGGCGGUUUUGACUGGAGGCUGGUGUUCACGUGGCAUGUGGUUCCCACGAGGGAGAGGAUGCGGAUGCGGUCUCCCAUCGAUGUCAUCAGGUCUCCAACAAUGGCUGGUGGGCUGUUUGCUGUGAGUAAGAAAUAUUUUGAAUAUCUGGGGUCUUAUGAUACAGGAAUGGAAGUUUGGGGCGGAGAAAACCUCGAAUUCUCCUUUAGGAUCUGGCAGUGCGGUGGGACCCUGGAGAUACACCCGUGUUCUCACGUUGGCCACGUUUUCCCCAAGCAAGCACCCUACUCUCGCAAAAAGGCGCUGGCCAACAGUGUCCGUGCAGCUGAAGUGUGGAUGGAUGAAUUUAAAGAGCUCUACUACCAUCGAAACCCCCACGCCCGUUUGGAGCCCUUUGGGGACGUGACAGAGAGGAGGCAGCUUCGUGCCAAGCUCCAGUGUAAGGACUUCAAGUGGUUCUUAGAGACUGUGUAUCCAGAACUGCAUGUGCCUGAAGACAGGCCUGGCUUCUUCGGGAUGCUCCAGAACAGAGGACUAAAAGAUUACUGCUUUGACUAUAACCCUCCCAAUGAACACGAUAUCACGGGACACCAGGUCCUCCUGUAUCUUUGUCAUGGGAUGGGUCAGAACCAGUUUUUUGAGUACACAUCCCAGAGAGAAAUUCGCUAUAACACCCAUCAGCCAGAGGCCUGCAUAGCUGUGGAGGCAGGAACGGAUAUUCUCAUCAUGCAUCUCUGUGAGGAAACGGCCCCAGAGAACCAGAAGUUCAUCUUGCAGGAGGAUGGUUCUAUGUUUCACAUACAGUCCAAUAAAUGUGUUCAGGCUGAGAAGAUGGCGUACCGUGACAGUUUCGUGCCACGCUUACGGGACUGCACCAGCUCGGAACAUCAGAAAUGGUUUUUCAAAGAACGCAUGCUAUAAAGUGUCACUGUACUAAGGAUCCUGUCAGAGAAGACGGGGGACCCCUGGACUCUGUACCAACAGAGACUUAGCUGAGUACAGUGACAGACCCACCGAAACUUGGCUGCUCUACUCCUGUAAGGAAAUUAUUGUGCAAUUUGUAAAAGUGGUGUUGGAUAUAGUAUGAAUGUGAAUGAGCUUUCUACUGAUUUUGAAAACUUUAAAAUUGUUCCCCAACACCCUGUUUUCAAAGGGUAAUCAUAAAAUGUUAGCUCUUGGUAUUCAGAGAAUUAAAAACCUUUAUUUUUCUAUCAAGAUAUAUAUUCUACUAUUGUGACUUUUUAUUCCCCCUAGCAAAAAAGUAAAUAUUUUAUUUUGAUAUUCGCAAAGAUUUCCAGGUAUGAAGACAUUUGCACAUGUGGACAUUAGGCUCAUGUAAUGGACUUCGCCUGAACUGAUAAUACUUCAGAUGUUGGGUUAGAUUUUUCUCAUCGUGGAUUGAUGGACAGUGUGAACAUCGUACUGAUUCCUCAGGUUGUUGAGAUAACCUACAUUUAUUUAAUCAAGAAUGCUAUUUGAUUAUGUGUCACUACCAUAGUCAAACCUCCAGUUAAAGUUUGUUAGCCAAAGAAGACUAACCAAAGCUGAAAUCUCAAAGGAACAACUUGAUGUACUGAGCUAAUAUAAACUUCUGCUGCACGAGCCUGACUUCAGCAAUGCCUGGCUGUGGUGUGGCUGGCUGCUUUUAGUAAUUACCACUACAACUUUAAAAUGUGUUUAUACCGUUUUUAACUUUUAAUCACGCAUGAGUGUUAGGGAGAAAUUUAAUGUUCUAUAUGAAAUUCAGCAUGCAAGUUCAUUCGUUAAUAGUAUUUGAUCAUUUAAACUGUUCUGUGCUGCAGUAGUUGCUGUGAAGGUCUGUCUCAGCAUUUCUGGUUUGUGAAAGAUCCCUGAUCCACUUCUGAGAUCUUGUCAACGUGACAAAGUCAAUGCGAAUGAUUAAAAAAAAAAUAUACAGGAGCAUCGCAGAUCUUUCUUUUUGCAACCAGUCAGAUGUGAGAGAUGAAGAAACCUGUGCAAUUGAUUUAAAAACAGCAACUUGUGUCUCAGGCUCUUUUUUUACAUACAUUUCCCUCUCUGAGGGAUCCAGUUUUACAAUUACGCAGAAAGAACUCCAGUUGACAUGGCUUGCAAGAACUUCAUUUUCUUAUCUGUAAAAUGGAAAUAAUGAAACCAAGCUUGCAGAGUAGGUGUUAGGAUUAAAUCGAAUAGAGCAGAUGAGGGUUUAGCUUGGUCCCUUGCAUACAGUAUGGAUUCAUUAAAUUCAUACUUUCAUAAAUGCACUUUAUAAAAUAUGAAACAUAAUAAACUUCAAUAGGUGUUUAUUCAAAAAUAAAGAUUAAAUAAUUUAGUUAUUUUAUCUUUAUGAGAUUAAAUAGCUCCUGAGUAUGAGCCCCUUCCAGCACAGCUGAGUUCUCUCCUAAAUGUAAGGUGCUGUGAGGCCAAGCCGUCCCUUCCACACCUGGUAACCUGUAAUAAUGGAGAUACGAGUCCCCCUUGCCUCCUCCUCCUGGCUUUUUCUGCACUGUUGGUCUGAGUUCUGUGGGAGUGUCAGCCCCUCCCAGGGUGUGGGAAGACAGUUCAGGCAGACAGAAAAUUAACGACCAAAAUCCGUGAUGAGUUCAGGGAGGCUACACUUGCAUUUUUGUGGGAGUUCUCUGGGAAAGGCAGUAAGUUGUCUUUGCUUGAGAAGUCAUCUGUCUUACUCAUGCCAUCAGUGUAUCUGGCAAUUUUUUAGGGUAGAAAAACCAAUAUAAAUCAAAACGUUUUGCAGGGUAUCGAGGGAAAUAUUUGCAGAGGCUGGGAGGCAAUAUACAAUAUUUUGAGGAAGCUUUUCCUUCACUGAUGGGUGAGGAGUCUGAGCCCAGAUGGGUCCCCACCUGCCCUACUGGAAGGUAUGAAUUGGCCUCCCGUUCUGGUCACCAGUAUGAUCAUUAUAUCAAUAACAAUGUAGACAAUGCAGGUGCAUUUGAAACUCAAGUUCAGGGAUGCUCAUCCCUGUCAUCAGAUACCUACUUACAUUUGAGAAGUUUCCUUUUUGAAAACUGAUUUAAUAAACUCCUUACAUGUCA
This is a messenger RNA of Pteropus alecto (black flying fox), 3842 nucleotides long. RefSeq names its product polypeptide N-acetylgalactosaminyltransferase 12 (gene GALNT12). NCBI's taxonomy places the organism in Eukaryota, Metazoa, Chordata, Mammalia, Chiroptera, Pteropodidae. The transcript has 11 exons. The coding region runs from base 1 to 1731 and encodes 576 amino acids. The record is from RefSeq and is a predicted model, not a curated record. Gene Ontology annotation, cellular component: Golgi apparatus.